This is a messenger RNA of Cajanus cajan (pigeon pea), 1496 nucleotides long. Its product is annotated as PPR containing-like protein. The record is from RefSeq and is a predicted model, not a curated record. NCBI's taxonomy places the organism in Eukaryota, Viridiplantae, Streptophyta, Magnoliopsida, Fabales, Fabaceae. Gene Ontology annotation, molecular function: protein binding.
GCCCAAUUACUCGGGCCCAAUCUGCGCAGAGAAACAAUGGAGAGGGAAAAGAAGGCGUCUCCAGAGUCCAGACCCCAGUUGGUCGAGUUGGUCACCGUGAACCAGCAUGUGGAGGUUGAGGUCGCCUCGAAUCUCUUCUCUCGUUGUUAGAUUGAGUCAAAUCAAAGUAAGUGAUGUUCAGGUUAUGCACCAUCGUCGCUGUCACACUCAAGUGGCGCCUCCUCCAUCCAAUUUGCCACAGACACAUUGUGAUCCUCCUGACACCGUAGUUCCCAGCAAUUAUGUUGGGGAAAAUGUAUCUAGAAAAGAUAAGAACAAAUAUCUAUACACUACACUUCUUGAACUUAACGACAGCAAGGAGGCUGUUUAUGGUGCUCUUGAUGCCUGGGUUGCCUGGGAGCAAAACUUCCCCAUUGCUUCAUUGAAAACAAUUUUGAAUGCUCUUGAGAAGGAACAACAGUGGCAUAGGGUUGUGCAGGUAAUUAAAUGGAUGCUGAGCAAAGGGCAGGGGAUGACAAUGGGAACAUAUGGCCAAUUGAUACGAGCUUUAGAUAUGGACCAUAGAGUGGAAGAAGCGCACAAAUUCUGGGAAAUGAAAAUUGGUACUGAUUUGCAUUCAGUUCCUUGGCAACUGUGUCAUCUCAUGAUAUCAGUAUAUUAUCGAAACAACAUGCUAGAAGAUCUUGUUAAGCUUUACAAGGGACUGGAAGCUUUUGAUCGAAAACCUCGGGAUAAAUCCGUCAUUCAAAAAGUGGCAAAUGCGUAUGAGAUGCUAGGCAUGGUUCAAGAGAAAGAGAGGGUACUGGAAAAAUAUAGCCAUCUCUUCACGGAAGAAGGACCAACUAAGAGACAUGGAAGGAACUCAACUAAGGCAAAGAAACAUAUCUUUCUUGCCUCAGAGAAAUGGCAACAAAAGCAAUCUACAGAGGCGUCAUCCGAGGAAAAAUAGAAGUCAGGGCUGAGCUGCACUCCUAUUUAAAAACUCGUUCAGAAGAAAUGCACUAAUGUUUCUGGAGAGCGAACUGAUUUUACUAAUUCAUACUCUCACCUGUUGGGUUUUCCGAAGAAAGAAGCUGAAGCUAUUUAUUUUUUGAUUGGUGCUAUUCUGCUACUUCUGUCAUGAUGGGCAAUGUGAAAAGAUCCACUACUGGAUAUUACACAUCAAGGACAAGUGUAUUCUUUUCUAAUGCCUUGAUGUUAUUCUGAUAUGGUGUAAUAGAUCAAAGCCCUCCAUGUUCGAGUAUUGUGCUUUGUAGGCCAUCUAGGAUAGAAGUGUACAUUGAGCAAACGAACCAAACCUAUGUCUGGACUAUGGACGUCAAAGCGGUUCCAAAUUGUAGACCCAAAAGAAAAAGAAAAAGAAAAUCUGUUCAAAGUUUGCUGCACGGCUUAUAGUUGUUGGGUUACGGAAGUCCAUAGGGUAUCAUGUGUGAACAUUAAUUAAUCAAAGAACAUUUAUCCUAAAUUAACAAUUCAAAUACUUGUCAUGUUUUUAA